CAGGCUGUGCACAAUACUACCAGGCCGACACAGCCGCUUUCAUUUUGUUUAUGUGGGUUUUCUUUAUUUCCUGUUCUUAUUUGAACUAGAUCAUUGAGCUGAAACAAACCCUCCCUUAAAGCCUCAGGACCCUUGGAACACAAGGAUAAUAUAAGACAUGACAUAAUAAAACAGAACAAUAAAUCUAAAACUCUGAAAUACACAAAAUACAAAACUAAUCAACUCCAGAUCAUGAACACUUGCAAACAUUGUUAAUGAUUUUACACCGACUAAUUUGUCAUUAUUAAAAACAAGUUACUGUAUAGACAUUUGAAAAAAAAAAUGUGUGUUGUCCCAAAUAAGUGCUUUAUAAUGAAAUCAACUGGUUGGGACGGCCUCACUACGGGAAUACUAAAACAUGUAGCCUAACUGUAUAGUUUAAUACAAAAACAACAGAUACAGAUGCAAAUAGCCCAGAGAGAAUAUAAUGCAGUAAGAGGUCACUAAAAUACUUACUAAAGGAAAUGUAGCUCUUUGGAUAGUGAACAUCUCUUCUAUGUAACAACAGCACUUUCAAAGUCAGUCACAAGAGCUCUAAAAGACCUUUGUUUUAUUCACAGUAUUUGUAGAUCAUGUAGAAAAGUUUUUCUGUGAAUGUAUUGAAUGUAUGGUUCUUCCUGGGAUUUUAGCAGCUUCUGCACUCUGAAUUGUUUUUUAUUAUUAAGUGCAAUAAAAAUCAUUUGUAUUGAUCUAAAUGUAAUUCAUAUGUAUGAACUGAUCACUGAAAAAAGCUACAUCAAAUGUUUAGUAACAGUAAUUGAAUAUAUUGAUUACUUCAUUGGUAUAGCUCUAAGAAACAACAUCAUGGUAUGGGAUUACAUUCAAAAAUAAGUUUGAGAUAAGUCAUAGAUAUUUUAUUUGUGUGAGCUUUAUUAUCGGACUAAGGUUUGAAUCACAUUGUGAACUGAUAUUUUAUGUGAAACAAAAACUCAUAUUUUCUAUUCAAUUUAAGAGCAAAUGUUUUGCUUUAUUAAGCCAUGAAGACACAGGCUACAGGGAUCUUGGCUUCUUUCUUGUGUGCAUUUAAUAUGCCUACUGAGUAGCAAUUAAACCCUUUGUUUUUAUAAAGAAUUAUAUCGUAAAUGUUAGGCUGGUUAUUAUAGCGAUACUCACAUCAAACAGUGAUAUUAAGUCAUUCACUUGUUUUUAAUCAACAACCCAAAAAAGGGACUGAAAGAUGACUAGGAUACUGUAAAUUCCGAGUCCUCGUAAACGCAUCCAAUGAAAGUGUUUUCGUCUCCACCGUCUGUUUCGUCUCGGAGCAGAGGAAAGAUGCCGGUGUAAAGAAGCUGCGCACAUGGAUGGAUGGAUAUGAAUAAUUUGGACGUAAACUAUGGAUAGGCCUGUGUUUGGGUUUCAGGAGCACCACUAUGCUUUUACUGGUGUUAACGUUGAUGGUUCCCACAGUCACAAACGCUCUGGAGGUUAUUGGAGGAAGAACGACAACGGUGCAGGGAGGAGCAGCUGUCCUCCCCUGUAAACUCAUUGAUACCACAGAGACCCUCACACAGAUUUCAUGGCAGAGAGUGACCAGAGGAAAACCUUGGACGGAAAAUUUCUAUACAAUCUCGUCUCAUUAUGGACCGAACUAUAUCAAUGGCCGUGAUGAUCGGUUUAGGUUCAUUGGGAGUUUAACAGACAAAGAGGGUACUCUCCAGUUAUCGAAUGUCAAACUGAUGGAUGAAGGCACCUACACAUGUAUGUUCACUUUGUUCCCCAGCGGGAUCCACGAGACAGCGAUACCUCUUAAAGUUCAUGUGCCUCCGGUCACAAGCCUGAAGGAUGCUCAUCCUGCUUUGGGUAACGACGAGGUGCCUCUUAUUACCUGCACGGCUGCUGGUUCCAAACCUCCUGCAGAGGUGAGGUGGCUCACUGGUACUCUGGGAGAGAAAGUGAGGCCGUCAACCAACUCCAGCCUUCAUGCUAAUGGUACGACUACCACAGUCAGCUGGCUGUUUGGAGCGCCUACCAGAGAACUCGACGAUCGUUCAGUCCAGUGUGUCAUCACCAGUCCUGCUCUAGAGAGAGAAGAAACCCUGACCUCCACCAUACAUAUCCACUCUCCUCCUCUGGAAGUGAAUAUUACUGAAAGGUCGGCACACUCCUUUGAAUGUCUCACAGAGGCAUAUCCAGCUGCGAGCUUUACUUGGACAAGAUCUGAGCAGUCGUGGCCUCAGUCCGGGGUCCGAGUUGACGGUUCAACGCUGCAGUUUCUGAGCAUCACCUCCGAGCUGAACGGCCUCUACCAGUGCGAGGCGUCGAACCUUUACGGGAGUAAACGUGCUUACCUCCGUGUGCAUUUCACCUCAGGAUCCAGCGCUGCCAGUUGGACCCUCUUUGUUCUUCUGCUCGUCCUCGUUGUUGCUGCUGUCUUCUGUUGCUUUUAUAAACGUAUGGAAAUUGCAAGAUUCAUACUACGGGAAGAAGGCGGCACACGAGGCAAGAUGCAAAAGGUUCCAACGACUUCCAGCUCACCUGACGGCCAUGACAGAGUAGAAGAAGAGGGAGGGGAAACAGAGGGACCACUUUGAAAUCAGCAACAAAAGAGGAUCACAGCUGGACUGCAGGUGAUUUGCAGACUUCCAACACUUUUCAUUCCUGACGCAGCCGGCUAGUGAAAAUAGGCAGCAUUCCUGGUGCUUUACAUUUUGUUGAUGUCAUUGGGUUUUAAAAAUACCCAAU
Labrus mixtus (cuckoo wrasse) is the source of this 2721-nucleotide messenger RNA. RefSeq names its product nectin-4-like. Lineage: Eukaryota; Metazoa; Chordata; Actinopteri; Labriformes; Labridae. Bases 1410 to 2570 code for a protein of 386 amino acids. The transcript is spliced from 8 exons. Gene Ontology annotation, cellular component: adherens junction. Gene Ontology annotation, biological process: homophilic cell-cell adhesion; heterophilic cell-cell adhesion. The record is from RefSeq and is a predicted model, not a curated record.